AGUGUGUUGGACCAUGAGCCAGUGGGAAGUGAAGGGUUGAUCCCAGCAGGAGGACACAGGGCGGGACUAUGUGGCCUGACUACAGGAGUGAAUGUCAUCUCAAUGCUCACCUGUACUCGCUCAUGUGCUGUGCAGACGAGCGGGACAGGGUGCAGAAGAAAACCUUCACAAAAUGGAUCAACAAGCAUCUCAUCAAGGUGAGGAAGCACAUCACAGACUUGUACGAGGACCUGAGGGAUGGACACAACCUUAUCUCCUUGCUGGAGGUCCUGUCGGGAGUCACCCUGCCCAGAGAAAAGGGGAGAAUGAGAUUUCAUCGACUACAGAAUGUCCAAAUAGCUCUGGACUUCCUCAAACAGAGACAGGUCAAACUUGUGAACAUCAGGAACGAUGACAUCACAGACGGGAACCCCAAACUGACGCUGGGCCUCAUCUGGACGAUCAUCCUUCACUUCCAGAUUUCAGAGAUCUAUGUGAGCGGCGAGUCGGGCGACCUCACAGCCAAAGAGAAGCUGUUACUAUGGAGCCAGCAGGCCACAGAAGGCUACCCCGGCCUCCGCUGUGUCAACUUCACCUCCUCCUGGAGGGACGGACGCCUGUUCAACGCUCUGCUGCACAGAUUCAGGCCCGACCUGAUCGACAUGGAGCUGGUGUCCCGACAGAGCAACUGUGAGAACCUGGAACAGGCCUUCGAGAUCGGAGAGUCGCUCGGGGUGACCAGGCUGCUGGACGUGGAGGAUGUUGAUGUUGCUUCUCCGGAUGAGAAGUCGGUCAUCACCUACGUCCAUUCCAUCUACGAUGCCUUCCCCAAGAUCCCUGAGGGAGGAGAGGGCAUCGCUGCACACGAGGUGGACCAGCGCUGGUCAGAAUACCAGUCCAGGUUCUCCUCUCUGCUCCAGUGGAGCCGCCAGCACACAGUCCUCAUGGCCAACAAGAAUUUCCCACAAAACCCAGUGGAGCUCAAGGCACUUUACAACGAGUACGUCCACUUCAAGGAGACGGAGAUCCCCACGAAGGAGGUGGAGAAAGGUCACAUCGAGCACCUCUACAAACUGCUGGAGGUGUGGAUGGAGUUCGGUCGUAUUAAGCUUCCUCACGGCCUCCACCCCAACGACCUGGAGGAGGAGUGGGGGAAACUCAUCCUGGAGAUGCUGGAAAGAGAGAAGGCCCUGCGGCCGGCUGUGGACAGGCUAGAGCUGCUGCUCCAGAGAGCCAACAAGAUCCAGAACAUGGCUCUGGACUGUGAGGAGAAACUCACACUCGCCAGAAACACACUCCAGGCUGACAUGUCCCGGGUGGAGAGCGGCGAGCUGGUGCAGUGUGAGAAGGAGCUGGCCUGUUACCUGCAGGACUGUGAGUCUCUGAUCAGACAACUCCACCAGGAGCUGAAACUCCUGCGGGAGGAGAAGUACUACCAGGUGGAGCAGCUGGUGUUCAGAGCGUCCUGCCUGCAGGAGGAGCUGGUCUCCCUCAGACUUCAGUGCUCCAGCGUCUACAGGAAAGGACAUUUCUCUCCGGCUCUGGGCGGCACCGGGGCCGAGCUCACCGGCCAGAGAGGAGACAGCGGCCUGUCACUGGGGCAGACGCUGCUGGGAGCUGUGGGAGCUGUGGGCGCCGUCGGAGCCGCGCUGCUGAGGCGACCCAUGGCCCGCUCGCAGCUGGUGGCCAUGUCUUCAUCAGAGGACGAGGGGAGCCUGAGGUUCAUCUACGAGCUGCUGGGCUGGGUGGAGGAGACGCAGGAUCUGCUGGAGCGAGCGGACUGGGGAGCAGAUCUGCCCUCGGUGGAAAACAACCUGCAGGAGCACAACGACAUCCACACUGCAGUGGAGGAGCUACUGAGCAGCCUGCAGGAGGCACGCAGCUACGAGGCAAAAGUUUCCCCCAACUUCAAAAGCAGCUACUCAGAAACCCUGGCCAAGCUGGAGCAUCAAUACUGCAAACUACUGGAACAUUCGUCAUGGCGCCUGCGGAGCUUGGAGAGCCUGCACGCGUUCGUAUCGCACUGCACGGAGGAGCUGAUCUGGCUCAACGAGAGGGAGGAGGAGGAAAUCGCCUUCGACUGGAGCGACAACAACAGCAACAUGAACGCCAAGAGAGAAUUAUACAGCGAAAUGAGGUCAGAGCUGGAUGAGAAGCGAGAGGUGAUGAGGUCACUGCAGGAAACGGCGAGUCGCCUCUGUCUGGAGAAUCAUCCGGCCAAGCAGACGGUGGAGGCGUACAGUGCCGCCCUGCAGACUCAGUGGCAGUGGGUGGACCAGCUCUGUGUUUGUGUAGAGCAGCAUCUCAAAGACAACACCUCGUACUUCCAGUUUGUGAGUGACGCUCGGGACUGUGAGUCGUACCUGCGUCAGCUGCAGGAAACCAUCAAGAGACAGUACACGUGUGACAGGAGCAGCAGACUCACCAAGCUGGAGGACCUGCUGCAGGACUCCAUGGAGGAGAAGGAGCAGCUGAUCGAGUACCGCAGCACCGUGGCGAGUCUGGUGGGCCGGGCCAAGACGCUGGUGCAGCUCCGCCCCCGCAGCGCCGAGAGCAACCUGGCGGCCACCACGCCCAUCAGAGCCGUGUGCGACUACAGACAGAUAGAGAUCACCAUCAGCCGAGGGGAGGAGUGCGUGCUGGAGGACAACUCCCAGAGGACCAAGUGGAAGGUCAUCAGUCCCACGGGCAACGAGGCCAUGGUCCCGUCGGUGUGCUUCACCGUCCCCCCCCCCAACCAGGAGGCCAUGGACACAGCCAGCAGGACGGAGCAGCUUUACCAGAAGGUGAUGUCUCUGUGGCACCAGCUGCACGUGAACAUGAAGAGCGUGGUGUCCUGGCACUACCUGCUGAAGGACGUCCGGACCGUCUCCACCUGGAACCUGGACACGGUUCGAUGUCAGUCUCCGUCGGAGCGGCAGCAGGUCCUCGACCACCUGGAGUCCCAGUUGGCCGACUUCCUGUCCGACAGCAAGGAGAGCGCUCUGUUCACGCCGGCUGAAAGACGGGAGCUGGAGAAGGACGUCCAGCAGGCGCAGCAGCACUGUGAGGACCUGCUGCUCAACAUGGAGACGGUUGAGAAGGACGAGUCCGUCUCUCGAUCGUACCUGUCCGAGCUGCAGGACAUCUCCCUGCGUCUGAAGGAGGCGGAGCAGAGGCUGAUGAGGGGGAUUCAGACUCCGCCUCCCAGCCGGCUGUCAGGAGACACCGCGGACAACACCGUGCAGAUCGCAGAGCAGGAGACGCUGCAGUCGGAGCUGGACGCUGUGCGCUCUGGUUUGGGGGACGUGUCCCGUCGCUGCGUCCGGUUCUUCGAGGAGAAGCCGACGUCCUCCAGCGUCCCCGUCCUCCGCUCCGAGCUCAACCAGGCCGUGGACAAGACGGACAAACUGCACAACCUCUCGUGUGUCUACCUGGAAAAGUUAAAGACCGUGGACGUCCUGAUUCGCAGCCUGGACGAAGUGGAGAGCCAGGUCAGGAGGUACGAGAGCCGACUGAGUGAAGAAGACAUCGUUCCUGCCGACACCGCGGCCAUUCAGAAGCUCAGAGAUCAACACGGGAAGUGGCAGGAGGAGCUGGGCGAGCAAGGGGACAUCUUCCUCUCUCUGGAGUCCGUUGUGCGUCGGGCCAAAGAGGCGGGGUCUCAGCUCAGCAAGCUCCACCCCGACCGCAGCCCUGAGCUGGCGCUGUACCAGGAGAGAGCCAAUCAGAUGACAGACAGGUGGAGCGGCGUUCAGAGACAGAUGGAGACACGACGAGCGGAUCUGGACGCUCUGGGCUCGGACCUGCACCAGUACCGAGCCGGUCACUCGGCUCUGAUCCGGUGGAUCGAAGAGACGACAAAGAGACAAGAAGACACACAACCUGGACAGAGCGACAGCAAAGCUCUGUCCGAGCAGCUGGCCCAGCAGACGGCAUUAGUAGCUGAGAUUGAACAGAACCAGACCAAACUAGAUGAGUGUCAGACUCACUCCAAACAGUACUGCACCUCGGUGAAGGACUAUGAGCUGCAGCUGAUGACGUACAGAGCUUUCGUAGAGUCGACACACAAGUCGCCCGUGAAGAGGAGGAGGAUGCAUUCUUCAUCUGACGCCAUCACUCAGGAGUUCAUGGAUUUAAGCACACGCUACACGGCCUUGGUCACCUUGACGACCCAACACGUGAAGUACAUCAGUGAUGCACUGAGACGACUAGAAGAAGAAGAGAAAGAGGUGGAGGAGGAGAAGCAGGCCCGGGUGGGACAGGUCUCAGAUCUGCUGGGCUGGGUCAAAGGUCUCCAGGGACGGACUGGAGGCCCCAACGCUGAGUCAUCACUCGCAGCUCAACAGUCCAUCAGUGAACAGCUGGCGGCCAAGAAGGACGAGGUGGCUGAAGCCAUCAGGAGCACGGAGGUCUUCCUCUUAUCAAAACAAGCCAGCAAGUUGUCCCCAGGGGAGCGCUCUCAGGUGGAGGCUCAGCUGGACCAGCUCAAGUCCACCUACAACCAGAUGUGUGACAGCUCCACCCAACAGCUGCAGCAGCUGGAGCAGCAACUGGCCAAAGAGGAGGAGAGAAAGAACCAAGUUGCCAUCGCUGGAGUGAUCGACCUGGGAACAGUGGAAACAUUCCCAGUGUUCCCAGCCUCUCAGCGUGGUCUCAUUGACCAGGACACCUGCCACGUGCUCCUGGAGGCCCAGCUCGUCCUGGGGGGGCUCGUCCAGCCCGACUCCCCCCGGAGUCUCACACUGGAACAAGGUCAAGCUCAAGGCCUCAUCGACGCCCGCACCAAGGAGUCGCUGUCUGAGCUGGAGAACGCCUUGAUUCUGGUGGGAAACACUGAAUCUGAAGCCGACCAGCGACCAGUUGCACUGCCGGUAGCUGCUGCGAUGGAGGUCGGGCUCAUCCAGGAGGAGGUGGGACUCCGCAUUCUGGAACUCCAGUUGAGCACCGGAGGCCUGAGAGUCUCCACAGGAAAACUGAUAACUCUGGAGCAAGCAGAGGACAUGAGACUUCUCACUCCCAGAACUGUCACCGAACUUCAGUCAAGGCUUCAGCACCGAGAGCUGAUCGAUCCAAACACGGCUGAACAGAUUCACCUGUGUGAUCUGCAGGAGCGCUGUGUGUUCGACGACGACUCCGGCCUCCUCCUCCUCCCGGUCAAACCACAGCCCGGAGGGACGGUCUGCCUCCGCUCCGGGAGGAAAGUCGGCAUCUUCCGUGCCGUCCAGGAAGGUCUGAUCGAUCCCAAAGUCACUGUUCGGCUGCUUGAGGCUCAGCUCUUUGCCGGCGGUGUAGCCGACCCACGCUCGGGCCAUCGACUGACCAUUAACGAGGCUGUUCGUCUCGGGCUGAUGGAUCAGGAUCUAGCCUGUGCAAUGUUAGCACGUCAGCUGCAAACUGGGGGAAUUAUAGAUCCUCUCAGCAAAGAACGCCUGGAUUUGGGAGAAGCUAUUCACCGAGACCUUCUCUCCUCUCGUUUGGCUCUGCUGGUCCUCGAGUCUCUUGGGGCUUUCAGGGGUCUACUGUGGCCUGAAUCUGGAGAACUUCUGCCCAUUGCUGAGGCUCUUCAACAAGGAGUGAUCUCAGAAGAACUAGCAAGAAAUAUCCUCGCACAGCGCCAUGCCAUUGGGGGUCUGUACAAACCUGAAGGUCUCCAGGUGUUGCCCUUAAACCAUCCUGCUUCGUCCCUUGAGCCCAGCGUCGUCGGUUUCCUCAAAGACACCCACAUCCCAGAUGUUCUUGUCAACAUGAAUCAGUCUGGCACACCAUCUCUGAACCGCUCGAGCUGGGGUUCCUCCACCAGUUCCUCUUCACCUCUAUCUUCUCCAGCUCCUGCAGACUUGUUGUGUGAUGCUUCACCAACAAGUGGAACGGAUCCUGAAGAACAAGCCAAACACAAGCUGCUGUUCCACCUCAUGACUCACAGCUAUGUGGAUGCUCAUUCUGGAAAACGACUGGUGCUGCUCGACCCUGAGCUGGUGGAGUUGGUCGAAGCUGCUCAACUGGUUCCUGGAGACUCUGCUUUUGUUAGUCAAGCUGAGACCGGAAGCACUUUUGGUCCAGAUAAGCAGGGGAAGUUGCAAAUGGUGAGAGUGGAAGUGAGUGGUACAAGUAGUCUAAAGGAAAGGUACGAUGGAGAAGUGUUGCAGAAACCAUCCUUGAUAAUGUUAGAGAGGGAUUUAACAACAAAAGAAGGAAUCAAGGUUGAUAAAAAUGCAAAAGUAAGAGCUAAGAAGAAAGAAAAGACCCACGUUCAAAGUUUAAUGGCUGUAGCUAAAAGCCCAGAGGAGCUGGUAGAUACCGAGUCCAAACCCAGAGAUAGGAUUAGUCUGGUAGAACCCAUCCCACUGGAAGCAGAAACAAGUGAAUACGCUCAUUUAAAACAAUCUGUAGGUGGGAAAGAUAUAAACCCUGUAGAAGAGACAGAUCCCAGGAGUGUUAAAGCUGAGGUUGUAGCUGCAGGGGAGAUGGAAGCAGAAAAUGCUGAGUUGUCAAGGUUGGUCCUGGAGCUGAAACAGGGUGGUGUGAUGACAGAAGAAGGGGAGAAGCUGCUUCCUGAUGAGGCAGUAGCCCAGGGCGUCCUCCCCGGCCACACUGCAGUUAAACUAAUGGCUCAGGCAGGUCUGUUCGGGGGUUUCCUAGAUGCCAGCAGUGGUGAGUCCCUGAGCAUGGAGGACGUCAUGCAGGAGGGUUUGCUAGAUGAAGAUCUGAUGUGGAGUGUCCUGCAGUCAGAUAAAACCCUGGCAGGGAUUGUGGACGCAGAGAAAGGGCAGAUCUGUGGUGUGAGGGACGCAGCUCGAGAAGGCUUGAUCGACCCCGACACUGCUGAUAGACUCCUGGAAGCCCAGGUGGCUUCUGGGGGAAUUGUAGACCUCCGCCGGGAUAAGAAAGUCUCUGUCACUCUGGCAGCAAACCUGGGACUGAUUGAGGAGGGUCAAAGAGAAGAGCUGGUGGCUCUAGAGAAGUCGUACAAAGGGAAAGACACAGAUUUAACAACCGCCCUCAGAAAAGCCAGUUUACAGCUACAGAUGGAAGGUGUCAUUGACCCAGAGUCGAAGUCUCCAGUUUCUCUGGAGCGAGCAAUUCAAAAAGGGUUGAUUAAGUCAGAAGAGGCUUAUCAUGUGUUGGCGAGGCAAGUGGCGGAGGGGGGUGUCAUCCACCAUGCUUCAGGUAUGAGGCUUUCUGUCUCUGAUGCUGUUGAUAGAGGAUUAGUGGAUCGGUCUAUUGCUCCUGGCCUGGAGGACCUGGAGUGGGUCUACCAGGGCAAGGUCAGCCCCUCAUCUCACCCAGAUGCUGUCGUCCUCCAGGCAUCGACAGGAGCUGUUUUAGACCCUGAAUCUGGACGUAGACUGACAUUGACGGAGGCUGUUUCUAAAGGUCUCCUGGAUGAGAACAUGGCCAGUGAAGCCAUGGCUUCUCCCACAGUGACACACGGAGCUCUGGAUCCUCAAACUGCUCGAAUUGUGCCUUACUCAGAACUUGUUAACCAGGGCAGGAUCGAUAUUGACACAGGCAAACGUUUCUUAGAGGUGAAGCCAUUCAGAGGGAUUCAGAACGAGCAAACCGGAGACAGUUUGACACUUUCUGAGGCAAUUCAGUCGAAGCAAGUUGACCCAGUUCCAGCGCUGAGGCUUCUCCAGAGCCAGGCCGACAGUGGAGGGAUAGUUGAUAUAAAGACCGGGGAAAGGCUCCCUCUCUCUGAAGCCUGUAAAAGAGGUCUAAUCGGAGAGGAUAUGGUCAAAGUAAUAGCCUCCAACCAAAUGUCUAAAGGAGGCUUAGUCGAUCCCUCUACUGGACAACGGGUUUCUAGUCUCUGUGACGCUGUUGCAGUCGGACUGAUCUCCAGCUACACGGCUGCUGAGAUUCAGAACAAAGUGGCUUCUGCAAAGAUUGAGGGUGAUGAAGGUAGUUCCACACCUGUGGCCUCAUUGAGCAGCACAUACAGCCCUGCUAUUAGGAUGUCAGUGUCGAGCAGUCCAGCAAACUGGUCAGAUGGGAACUCAGAGGAAGGUUCAGGAGUCACACAGGAAGGUGAAAAGAUGGUUGUGUCUUUAGUAUCAGACAAGUCACCGUACUACGACGUGGACGAGGACAAAGCAGAGGUGCCGAUGUCAACAGGAGAGUCUUCAAUGGAGUCCGACCAGUCCAUGGACCUCUUGUGUGAUUUUGCAGCUAAUGUUGAGAAAAGGAUUCAGCAGGCCAUCGGAGAGAUGGUACCACAGAGAGACAGAAUACAGAGGCGUCCUAAACAGGAGCCUGAUGAGAAAGUGCAGAUAAGUGAGGGUAAGGUAAGUGUCUGUGAUAUUGGCAAAGAUUCCCAGGAAGAGGUGAGAGAGGGAGCUGCCAUUUUGAAGUCAGACAGGGAACCUGUGUUAGUUGGGGAGAGAGAGAGUCGACCCAGUGAUGAGACGUCAGAGGUUCAUCGGGUUUCUGAAGUAAAACUGACAGGUCCUGUGGAAGCAGAGAUUAGAGAUAAGAAAGAAAGAAAAGACAAUACUGAGGUGUCUAAAAUGAAAGAGGAGGAAUAUAGAAAGAAUGAUGUGACGGAACAGAGGGAUGAUGGUAAAGUUGUGGAAGGAGAGAAACCUUUAAAGAGUGAGAUCAAUUCCGAGCAAUCAGGCCAGAUGGUGACGUCUCCAGUUAAAGAUACAGAAAGCAAAGGCAAGAAAAAGAGGAGGAAUAAAAACAAGGGAAAGGGUAAAGAAGCAGAAAGUGAAACACAACCUGCAGAGAUUAAACAGCGAUCAGACAUCGACCGAGCAGAGGAAGAAAUUAAAGGACGGCCUGAGGCUGCGGAUCCAGUCACAGAUUAUAUUCCAUCACCAGACAAAAGUGAGAAAUUGAAAAUUCAUGGUCGAGCAGCUUCCAUUAGAGAGCGUGAAGCCGAGACUGAUACGAAAAUUGAACAUGAAACUGAUUUGAUGAAACAGAGACAAGAACCAGUUCCAGUCACUGAUCAAAUUAUAGAGACAGAAAAGGGUGAAAAGAAAAUGAUGAUUUCUAAGGAUGUAGAAGAGUGUGAUAAGAGAGAGAAGAUGAAAAGAGAGCAGGAGAGAGAAGUCGGAGAGAAGGCAUCCGUCUCUCAGGAACCAGAACGAGAGAGAGCGAAGGAGAAAGAGCUGCCUCUGAAAUCGGCUUUACCGGAAAACGAGAAAGCCGCUUUGAUUCUGAAAGCCAAAGAGAGCAUCCUGAAAAAAGUGUUUGAAAAGGGAGUGAGUGAGAAACAGGCUGCUGAGGAGCUGCAGGCGCUGAGGAAAGAGGUGGAGAAGAAGGAGAUUCAAGACACGACUGCAACAGAAGUGAAGGCAACAACUCUGCCAGCUAAGAAAGGAUCAGAGAGUCAAGAUUUCGGAGAAGUCCAGAGGCUGAACGGUUCGUUAAAAGACAACGAGGAAGAGACGAGCGUCCGAGAAGACAAAUCGAAAGUGAUAAAGGUCAAAGAAGAUUUGUGUGUGGAGGAACUUUCCGCUAACGAGGGAAUGGAAACCAAACUGUUGGAGGCUCAGCCGCAAGAGAGAGGAAAGAUCAGUUCUGGAAAGGAAGACAUCGAGGUGUCAACGUUCGUGAAGCCUAAAGAAAUUCAGAAAAGCAAACGAAGCAAGAAGAACAAGAAGUUCAAGAGUUCAAAUGUGUCGGACAAAGCUGAGCCUGAUGCUGAGAAAGAGGAUUCUGAGGCGACUGCAACAAAAUCUACCAAACCAAAUGUAGAUGGCUCAGCUUUGACUAAGGAACCUUCAGCUGGUGAUACAACAAUCAAACCUGAGAUCUCUGGAAUCACUGAUAAAGAAGCUGAGACAAGUCAACACAGUUCACAUGAGUCUGAAGAACCCAGUUCUCACGUUGAGGAACACACACGAGCUGCAGAGGUCGCGUCUAUCGAGAAAGAACAAUCUCGUUCAGGAACCACAAGUGAAGGUAAAUCCAUCAAAGCUGUCGCAGGCGAACAAGACAAACAACCGACAGCUCAGCGUGUCGCACAAGUCAAAACAGCUGGAAAGGGCAAAAAGAAGAAAGUUGCUGUGGUCUUAAAAGAGCAAGAGCCACAUGUGGAGUCUCCAGAUUCUGCAGCUUUGCUCUCAGAGGAAACGUCAACAGAGUCUGAAUCAGCUGGAGUCACUGAGUCUGAUACAACCACUGAGAGCUGGGGAGAGGAAGAGGAGGAGGAGGAGGUCAGAGAGAGACGAAGGACCGAGUCAAACAGAGAGCGGACGCCAGUCACUGGCAAGUCAUCACUAAAGCGUCAGGAAUGUUUGGAGCAGGACCAGCGAAUCGUGGCCCUGGUCUCGAUGGUGCGACACGUGGAGGUCCGACUCAAACAGCAGCAUCAGCAGUCUGUGGGGCGGAGCCUCAUCGCUCUGGACGACACCAUCAGGCAGACGGAGACUCUGGACCUUGAGCUGCGCGACCUGGAGACGGAGGUCGCGAAGGAGGUGGAGGCGGCCGAGCUGCUGCUGGAGCCGCGACCUCAGGACGUUCCUCCGCAGCUGCUCCUGGCUCUGAAGAAGGACGGGCGCUGCCUGGCUCGAGGGUACGAGGCAGCUCGGUCGCUCUCUGGUGGCAUCUUGAAAAGCCUGCGAGACCACAGAGACUCUCACAAGGAGGCGGUGAACGCUGAGAAGAUGUCUCUCGGAGGACAAGUGGAGCGUCUGCUCUCCUGGUUGAAGGAGGCCGAGGCUCAGACGGACGGAGGAAUUGCAGGAAUGGAAAAAAUGGAGAAAUCAGAGAAGGAGGACAAUUGUGAUCAGCUCACACAGCAGCUGCAUCUUUGCAAGGAGCUGCAGUCCUCUCUGAUGUCUCGCUCCAACGAGGUCAACAACAUGGCCUUUGAGAUCCAGGUGUUCAUCUCGGAGCGAGCUCAGGACCUGGCGCCCGAGCAGAGCAGAGAGCUGCUGGGGAAGCUGCAGCAGCUCCAGAGCAGCUUCCACCGAGCGUCGGGCCGAGCUCAGGCCUGGGCCGACGCUCUGUCCGCCCAGAGAGAGAGGGAGGAGGAGUGGCAGCGCAGGAAGAGGGUGAAGGAAGAAGAGGAGGAGAGAGAGAGGCAGAGUGCAAGGGAGAGAGAGGUGGUCCAGCAGCAGAAAACCGAAUGCUCCCAGAAACUGGAAGGUCUCAGCAUGUGGUUGGCCGGAGCUGCCAGUUCGCUGGCCAGUCAGAACGCAGGGGCGGAGUCAGGUGACGUGAACGUGCUGCAGGAGAAGCAGAAAAAGCUAAAGGAAGUGCAGAAGGAUCUCCAGACGAGAGGAGAGGGCAUCGCUGAGGCAAUCCGCUCGGUGGAGGAUUUCCUGGCUGAACGCGGAGACACUCUGAAUCCAGAGGAGAGGCAGAACCUCCAGGGGGCGCUAACGAGAAUGAAAGAGCAGUACAGCGCCCUGAGGGACACGACCAACACGUCGGUGUCCGAGCUGGACACGGCCAUCAACACCACCGUCCAGCAGAACACACAACGGGCGAAGGCGGAGGAGGAGCUCCAGGAGACACGAGGUCAGAUCGACUCGCUGCUGAAAGACUUGUCAUCACUGAACCAACCGGGAAGAAGAGGAGCCGGGUCUGUGAUGAAUCAAAGUGUGGUCGAUGCACCGUUCUCACAGCCAGAGGGCGCUGUCCUGUCACACACUGAGAUGCUGCAGGCGGAGCUUCAGCAGCUUCAGUCCCAGCAGGCACAGCUGCUUCAGAUCACCCAGGCAACCCGGUCUCUUCUGGACCAGCCCGACUCGACGGUUCCUCCCGAGGAGAAGCAGCGUCUCCGAGCUGCCCUGGACCAGCUGCAGGCCCAGCACCAGGACAGCCUGCAGAGCUGCCAGGACCGUCUGAGGAAGUCUGAAUCUCUGAAGGACGAGUUCACGAAGUUCCUCCAAGAACAUGGAGGUCUUGGUGCCUGGUUGGAACAGAGCGAGCAAGAUCUCCGUUCCCUGGGGGAAGGAGAAACUGACGCACAGGGACUGAAGGCCAGGCUGGAGGAGCACAGAAAGCUUGCUGAGGAUGUGAUUUGCCACAAGGCGGAUCUGCGCUUCGUCUCCAUCUCGGGUCAGAAGGUUCUAGACUCUGUCCAAGGGGCUCUGGAGCAAGUUGGAGGUUCCGAUCCGGCUCUGGACAGCACCAAGCAGCUGGUGACCGACAAGCUGCACGAUGCUAACCACAGAUACACAACCCUACACACCAAGUCGUCAGAUCUUGGUGGUCGCUUGUCCGGCCUGUUGGAGAGAUACCAGCAGCACCAGGACGAGGUCGUCUCCCUCCACUCGUGGCUCAGCACUCAGGAACAGAACCAAAGCAUCGCCAAGCCGGGCGGAGACAAAGACCCUCAGAACCUGCAGAACACGCUGAGACAAGUACAGCUGCUGCAGGAUGAACUGGCCGAGCGCUCGGUGCAGCUGGAGAAGGUGAAGAGAGCCGGUCGAGAUCUGGUCAGCACAGAUGAAUCUCCCUCCCUGAAAGCCGUGGACAUCCUCUGUGCCGCAGAUGGUUUGGAGAAGAGGUUCGGCUCCCUCUCCUCUUCUGUCUCUGAACGGGCCAAGCAGCUUCAGACGGCCGUGGCCCAGUCCGUCAGCGUCCAGGAGGGUCUGAAGGCUCUGCUCAGCUGGCUGGACCAACUGGUCCUGAAGCCGGGACCAGUGGAGCCCACCGCACAGGCUCUGCAAGACGCCCUCACCCAAAACCAGAAACUGAGGCAGGAGCUGCUCUCCAGGCAGGGCAGCGUGGAGGCAACAAGAGACUCCAUUUCCAAACUGCUCCAGAGCUCCGACGCUUCCACGGCCUCAGGCCUCCAGGGAUCUCUGGACCAGCUGACUCAGCGCUACACCGCAGCACAGGCCAGCCAGGCGGAGAGGGAGUCCGAGCUCAAAGCGCUGCUGCCCCGGCUGGAGAGUUACGAGCGGCUGGGGACCGACCUCCACGUCUUCACCCAGACCCGCCUGAAGGCCCUGAGCCCCGUGGGCCAGCCCGACCGCAGCGUGGACGACUACAGGCAAACUGUGGAGGAGGUGAGGUCGGAGCUGGAGCAGGAAGCCGGGCAGCUGAAGUCCUUCUGCAGCCUCGGCUCCGAGCUCAGCCAGUCACACACUCUCAGCAACUCUCAGGGCUUAUUGGAUAACGUGAGGGGCGUGUCCGACGACUUCACACAUCUGGAAGCAAAUGUCAACGAAAGGUUCUCUGCGGUCCAGGCCUGUGAGCAGCAGCUGCUCAGCUUCCGUGGUCUCUCCAGCUCUCUGGUCCGGUGGCUCCAGACGGCUCAGGAGCAGCUUCCCCCCAAAGAGGCCAACCUCAACACCGAGGGUCUGCAGAAACGAGUGCAGCAGCUCAAGGACUUGUUGAACGACUGGGAGUCCCAGGGAUCCCGGGUCCAGGAGCUGAGUAAGACCGGCUCCGAGCUGGAGUCCCUCAUCAUCGACAUCACCGCUCCUCGGACCAAAAGUGGUGCCCCACACAUCAAUGGCUCAGCAGGUCCCAGCAGUGUCAAUGGCAUUCACACCUGCAAAGACCUGACGGAGCUGCAGGUGGCCGUGUCCGACGUGAACGGUCGAUACGAGUCGCUGGGCGGAGAGGUGAAAGAUCGUGUCAGUCGCCAGCAGGACUCGCUGGAGCUGAGGCAGAAGGCCAAGCAGGGCGCAGAGGAGCUGAAGAGCUGGCUGACCGACAAAGAGCAGAGUCUGAGACAGGGACAGGCCGCCUCCCCCUCCAAACCUGAGGCGGUGCGCGCCCAGGCCCAGGAGAACAAGGCUCUGCUCUCGGAGCUGGCCGAGCACUCUGGGACGGUGGAGGAGUUGAAGAGCUCACUGAGGAAGCUCAUCGCUGACAACCCUGACUCUCCUGAAGCUGACAGCUGGAGACAACAGCUGCAAGAGAUAGACUCCCGCUGGCAGACAACCAAUCAGAACGCAGCCCAGAGGCAGACGGAGCUGGAGACCUGUGCCGAUAGGCUGGGCAGCUUCGCCUCAGCAGCCAAUCAGCUGGGCCCGUGGCUGCGGGAGAAGGAGCUGAUGAUGAGCGUGUUGGGACCUUUGAGCAUCGACCCCAACAUGCUCACCACACAGAAACAACAAGUGCAGUUCAUGAUGCGUGAGUUUGACACCCGGCGGCCGCAGUUUGACCAGCUGACCCAGUCCGCCGAGGGGAUCCUCUCCCAGACCGGUGACUCCGCCCAGGACGCCAAGGACCUGGCGGAGGUGCGGGCGGAGCUGGGCUCUAUCUCGCAGCAGUGGGAAGACCUGACAGGCCGACUGACCCAGAGGUCCAGCCACAUCGACCAGGCCCAGGGAACCAGCGAGCGCUACCAGGCUCUGCUCAGGCAGCUCUCCUCCAGUGUCUCCGGUCUGGGCGAGAGGCUGGACGCCCAGGCCUCACUGAGCGCCCAGCCCGAGGCGCUGAAACGCCGCCUGCAGGAAACCGGAGAGAUCCGCUCGGAGCUGGAGCGACGGCGGACCGAGCUCGCCGAGGCCGAGAGGCUCUGCCACGAGCUGAGCGCCAUCGUAGCUGAACCGUACCUGAAGGAGGAGCUGAGCAAACGGCUGGAGAGCGUCAGCGCUCCACUGAGGAACCUGGAGGAGCGAGCAGCCGACGGCCUCUCUCAGCUGCAGGCGGCCCUCUCCUCCACGCAGCAGUUCCAGCAGAUGUUCGAGGAGCUGCGCUCGUGGCUCGACCAACAGGCCGAUCCCAGAGACUCCACCACGGACGCCCUGCCCUGCCAGCCCCCGGCCCUCCGCUCCCUGCUGGCUCAGACAGACGAGCUGCAGCGCGGCAUCGCCAGCCAGCGCGGCUCCUACGAGCUGCUUCAGGCCGAGGGGGCGUCGCUGCUCGCCACGCUCCCGGCGGGCGGAGACGAGCGCUCCAGCCUCCAGUCUCGCCUGGCGUCCCUGCGACAGGACUGGGAGGGGCUGAACCAGAGACUCUCUGAGCGUGAGAGCAGACUGAAGAACACGCUGAGCAAAGCGGAGACCUACCAGCAGCACAAGGCCGAGCUCAUCCCCUGGUUAUCAGACUGCGAAGAGAAAGACGGAGAGAUGCAGCCGGCGCUGGACUCGUCUGCCCUGGACGACGCCCUGCAGAGGACACGAGGUCUGACCCUUGACCUGGAGAGACGGCAGCCGCUGCUCGAGUCCUUCAACACCGCAGCCGACCAGCUGCUGGAGCAGUGCUGCAUCGGGGAGGAGGAGGUGCGAGAUGAGAAGGCCCAGCUGAACCGCCGGGUGGACGCACUGGGAGAGAGGCUCCACAGCCGCAGCUCCCAGCUGGAGGAGCUGGCCGGGCGGCUGAAGGAGUUUGAAGAGGGAAGACAGACUGUGGAGAGGAGGCUGGAGGCCGCCAAGCACCAGAUCGAAGUCCAGGAGGCUCUGGGUCCUCAGGCGUGCAGCGCCAAGAGCCUGGAGCGGUUGAGGAGUCAGCAGGAGAACCUGAGGUCCCUGCAGCCCCAGGUGGUCUACCUCCGAGACCUGGCCCAGGGGCUGGUGCAGGACGCUCCUCAGACACCAGGGGGCGGCACCGGGGGGGCCCAGAGGCUUCAGGAGCAGGCCCAAGACACAGAGAAGGAGUACGAUGACGUUACUGGCAAGAUCGAACACUGCUGCUCGUCCCUGGAGUCCCGCCUCCAGGGCGUCGGCGAGGUCCAGUCUCACGUGCGGGACGUGUUCUCGCGCCUCGCCGACCUGGACGAUGAGCUGGACUCCCUCAGUCCCGCUGGACGCGACGCCGACUCCCUGGCGUCUCAGGCCGACACUCUGAAGGGCUUCCUGUCCCGUCUGAGCGACCUGAGGACGGAGCUGGAGGGCCACGGGUCGGAGUGCACCACCAUGCUGCGGCGAGAAGGCUCCUCCCCCGACCUGCUGGCGCUCAGGAGGGAGACGGAGGCUCUGAGCCGCCAAGCCGGAAAGCUGAGCGAGCGCAGCCAGGCCCGGUUGGACCAGAUCGAGGACGCCGCGGCGAAGGUUCAGGACUUCUACCGACUGGUGGCGGAGCUGCAAGGGCUUCUGGGUAGAGCUGAGGAGGGGCUGGGCGCUCAGGGCCUGGUGGGCACCGAGGUGGAGAUGAUCAAACAGCAGCUGCAGGAGUUCAAGGCUGUGGAGAGAGAGCAGGUGGACAGCAUCCAACCCAAGCUGCAGCACGUCAACGCCGUGGGUCAGGGUCUGAUCCAGAGCGCCGCCAAGCACACGGACACGCAGGCGCUGGAGCACGACCUGGAGAGCACCAACCUGCGAUGGAACUCCUUCAACAAGAGGGUGGCCGAGCGGAUCGCCCAGCUGCAGGAGGCCCUGUUGCAUUGUGGGAAAUUCCAGGAUGCUCUGGAGCCUCUGCUGAGCUGGCUGAGCGACACAGAGGAGCUGGUGGCCAAUCAGAAGCCUCCGUCCGCAGAGUACCGAGUGGUCAAGGCCCAGAUCCAAGAACAGAAGCUGCUCCAGAGGCUGCUGGACGACCGGCGAGCGACGGUGGAGAUGAUCCGAGCCGAGGGCGAGAGGAUCGCCGCCACGGCCGAGUCUCAGGACCGAGAGAAGAUCCAGACUCAGCUGCACCAGCUGGCAGAGAGGUGGAGCGAGCUGCUGGACAAGGCCGGCGCCAGGCAGCGCCAGUUGGAGGAGCUGCAGGUUCUGGCUCUUCACUUCCACGAAGCCCUGGAGCCGAUGGGAGAAUGGCUGAGCGCCACCGAGAGACGCCUGAGCUCCGCCGAGCCCAUGGGAACCCAGACCGCCAAGAUCUCCCAGCAGAUCACCAAGCACAAGGCGAUCCAAGAGGACGUGUCCUCGAGAGAAUCCGAGGUCGACCGUCUCGAGUCCCUCAGCCAAUCGCUGACCCCGCUCAGCUGCGCGGCGGACCGUGAUUGGUUGAACGAGCGCGUGGGCGCGGUGAGGUCGGGUCACUCGGAGCUCACCGAUUGGUCCUCGAGGCGAGCCGGCCUAUUGGAGCAGGCGCUGGCCAACGCUCGGCUGUUUGGAGAGGACGAGGUGGAGGUGCUGAACUGGCUGGCGGAGGUUGCUCAGAGGCUCGGGCAGGUCUCCGUCCAGAACUACCAGCCUCAGCUGCUGGCCGAGCAGCACAAACACACUCUGUCUCUGAAUGAAGAGAUCGUGAGCAGGAAGAAGACCGUGGACCAGGCCAUCAAGAACGGACAAGCUCUGCUCAAGCAGACCACAGGUGAGGAGGUUCUCCUGAUCCAGGAGAAGCUGGACGGCAUCAAGUCUCGCUACGCUGAGAUGACGGCCGGCAGCAGCAAGGCGCUCCGCACCCUGGAGCAGGCGCUGCAGCUCGCCACGCGAUUCGCCAGCGCCCACGAGGACAUCAACCAGUGGCUGGACGGCGUGGAGGCGGAGCUCAACAACGUGGAGCCCGACGCCUCGCCAGCCUAUCAGGAGAGGCAGAAGGAGCUGAAGAAAGUGUCGGCGGAGAAGCGCCUGGUGCUGGACACGGUGAACGAGGUGGGCGGAGCUCUGCUGGACCUGGUGCCGUGGCGAGCCAGAGAAGGCCUGGACCGCCUGGUCGCCGACGGCAACCAGCGCUAUCGCCAGGCCGACGAAACCAUCACUCAGCGGGUGAAGCUGGUGCAAGCUGCCAUCCAGAGGUCUCAGCAGUACGAGGAGGCCGUGGACGCAGAGCGGGCCUGGGUCGGCGAGACCGAGCGUAAGCUGGCGUCUCUGGGGCCCUUGAGUCUGGAGCCGGACGUGACCGUGGCUCAGCUGCAGGUGCAGAGAGCCUUCAACAUCGACAUCAUCCGGCACAAAGACACCGUGGACCAGCUCCUCGGCACCAGGGAGGAGAUCCUGGAGACCUGCAGCGAGGCGCAGAAGGAGGCGCUCAUGGUUAAGACCGAUUCUCUGAGUUCUGGUUACGAAGCCGUGAGCCAGAAGCACGGCGAGCGCUUCUCGGCUCUGGAGCAGGCUCAGGUUCUGGUGGCUCGGUUCUGGGAAACCUACGAGGAGCUGGAGCCGUGGUUGGGCGAGACCGAGACCCUCAUCGGCCAGCUGCCCCCCCCAGCCAUCGACACGGACGCCCUGCGACUGCAGCAGGACCAGAUGAGACUCCUGAGGGAGUCGAUCGCCGAGCACAAGCCGCACAUCGACAAGCUGCUGAAGAUCGGACCCCAGCUGGCCCAGCUCAGCGUCCAGCAGGGGGCGACGGUGACGCAGCGCUACGCCAAGUCCGAGAAACGCUACCUGGCCAUCAAGGAGGAGGUCAAGGGUCGAGCCACAGCGCUGGACGAGGCCGUGUCCCAGUCUGCACAGUUUCACGACAAGAUGGACCCCCUGCUGGAGACCCUGGAGGGCGCGGUGCAGCGGCUGAGGUCGCCGCCCCCGGUGGCAGCGGAGGUGGACAAGAUCCGGGAGCAGCUGGCGGAGCACCGGGCUCAGGGCCUGGAGCUGGACAAGCUGCUGCCGAGCUUCUCCGCGCUCUGCGCCCGAGGAGAGGAGCUGAUUGGUCGAGCUGCCCGGGACGAUCCUGCUGCUCAGGCCGUUCGGUCCCGCCUCCUGCGCCUGCGCUCGCUGUGGGACGAGAUCCGGCAGCGUGCCGAGGAGAGGGAGGGGAAGCUGAACGACGUCCUGGACGUGGCCGGGAAGUUCUGGUCGGACGUGGCGGCGCUGCUCAGCACGCUGCGGGACUCCCAGGACAUCGUGAGGGAGCUGGAGGACCCGGGCGUGGACCCGUCGCUCAUCAAGCAGCAGAUCGAAGCUGCUGAGGCCAUCAAGGCAGAGACGGACGGCCUGAGGGAGGAGCUGGAGUUCGUCAGGACCCUCGGGGCCGACCUCAUCUUCGCCUGUGGAGAAACUGAGAAACCUGAAGUCAAGAAAACCAUCGAUGAGAUGAACGCUGCCUGGGAAGGUCUGGACCGGACCUGGAGGGAGAGGAUGGAGCGGCUGGACGAGGCCAUGACGGCGUCGGUGCAGUAUCAGGACGCGCUGCAGUCCAUGUUUGACUACCUGGACAACGCAGUGAUCAAGCUGUGCGACAUGUCGGCCGUGGGAACCGAGCAGGGAACCGUGAAGCAGCAGAUCGAAGAGCUCAAGAUUUACAAGGUGGAGGUUUACCAGCAGCAGAUCGACAUGGAGAAGUUGUGCCACCAGGGGGAGCUGAUGCUGAAGAAAGUGUCCGAUCAGACCGACAGGGACAUGAUCCAGGAGCCGCUCACCGAGCUGCGCCACCUGUGGGAGAACCUGGGAGAUAAGAUCAACCAGAGACAGCACAAGCUGGAGGCGGCCCUGCUGGCUCUGGGUCAGUUCCAGCACGCCCUGUCUGAGCUGCAGGGCUGGCUGAGCCACACCCACACCACGCUGGACGCACAGCGGCCAGUCAGCUCCGACCCCAAGGCCAUCGAGAUCGAGCUGGCCAAACACCACGUUCUGCGUAACGACGUCCUGUCCCAUCACGCCACGGUGGAGACGGUGACCGGAGCGGCCGCCGAGCUGCUGGAGUCGUCGCCCGGCGAUGAAGCCAGUCACCUGCGGGAUCAGCUGGAGCAGCUCAACCAGAGCUGGGAGAAGCUGCUGCUCCGGACACAGGAGCGGCAGAAGCUCCUGGAGGCCGCUCUGCACCAGGCUGAAGGUUUCCACGGCGAGCUGGAGGAGUUCCUGCAGUGGCUGAGGAGGACGGAGAGCCAGCUGUCUGCCGCCAAGCCGACCGGCGGCCUCCCGGAGACGGCCCGGGAGCAGCUCCAGCAGCACCUGGAGCUUCAGGCUCAGCUGGCUCCGCGAGGGGACCAGUACCAUCGCCUGCUGGACCAGGGAGAGUCCAUGCUGCUGGCCCGGGGGGGGGAGGAGGCAGCGCUCGGUACCACGCAGACCCAGCAGAACCUGGGCAUGCUGCAGAACAAGUGGGCCAGCCUCAACACCAAGAUGGAGGACCGCAAGGCGAAACUGGAGGAGGCUGUUUCCUUGGCGACGGGCUUCCAGACGUCUCUGCAGGACACCAUCAUCUGGCUGACCCAGGCCGAGCAGACCCUGAACAUGGCCCAGCCCCCGAGCCUCAUCCUGGACACGGUGCUGUUCCAGAUCGACGAGCACAAGGUGUUUGUGAACGAGGUGAACACCCACCGGGAGCAGGUCCUGGCUCUGGAGAAGGCCGGCUCUCAGCUUCGCUUUGCCAGCCUGAAGCAGGACGUGGUUCUCAUCAAGAACCUGCUGCUCAGCGUCCAGGCGCGCUGGGACAAGCUGGUGCAGAGGUCGCUGGACCGCGGCCGGCACCUGGAUGAGGCCCGCAAGCGAGCCAAACAGUUCCAUGAGGCGUGGAGGAAGCUGACCGACUGGCUGGAGGAAGCCGAGAAACGACUGGACUCGGAGCUGGAGAUCUCCAACGAGCCGGACAAGAUCAAAAUCCAACUCACCAAACACAAGGAGUUCCAGAAAGCUCUGGGCUCGAAGCAGCCGGUCUACGACACCACGGUGAGGUCCGGUCGGGCCAUGAGGGACAAGGCUCAGCUGCCGGCGGACUCCCAGAGACUGGACCACCUGGUGGGAGAAGUCCGGGACAAGUGGGACACGGUCUGUGGGAAGAGCGUGGAGAGGCAACACAAGCUGGAGGAGGCGCUGCUGUUCUCAGGCCAGUUCGCCGAGGCUCUCCAGGCUCUGGUGGACUGGUUGUACCGAGUGGAACCUCAGCUGGCUGAAGACCAGCCGGUCCACGGAGACCUGGAUCUGGUGUCCAACCUCAUGGACUCACAUAAGAGUUUCCAGAAGGAGCUGGGGAAGAGGACCGGCAGCAUCCAGGCCCUGAGGCGCUCGGCCCGGGAUCUGAUCGACACGGGUCGGGACGACACGGCCUGGGUCAAAGUUCAGCUGCAGGAGCUGAGCAACCGCUGGGACACGGUGUGCGCCCUGUCCGUCACCAAGCAGACCCGCCUCCAGCAGGGGCUCAAACAGGCGGAGGAGUUCCGGACGGCGGUGCAGGUUCUCCUGGAGUGGCUCUCGGAGGCGGAGCAGACGCUGCGUUUCCGCGGCGUCCUCCCGGAGGAGGCGGAGACUCUGCAGGCGUUGCUCCACACGCAUCGGGACUUCAUGGGCACCGUGGAGGAGAGGAGGGGGGGCGUCAACAAGGCCGCCGGCAUGGGAGAGUCCAUCCUGACUCUGUGUCACCCGGACUCCAUCACCACCAUCAAACACUGGAUCACCAUCAUCAGGGCGCGCUUCGAGGAGGUGCUGACGUGGGCGAAGCAGCACGAGCAGCGGCUGGAGACGGCUCUGAGCGAAGUGCUGAACAACGCCAACCUGCUGGAGGAGCUGCUGUCCUGGCUGCAGUGGGCCGAGACCACCUUGGUGCAGAGAGACGCCGACUCGCUGCCUCAGGACAUCACACAAGUCAAAUCCCUCAUCUCAGAGCAUCAGACCUUCAUGGAGGAGAUGACCAGGAAGCAGCCGGACGUGGACAAAGUGACCAAGACGUACAAGAGGAAACCAGCGGAGCCUCACAGCAGCCUGUCGGAGCGGAGAGGAGCUCGCAAACAGCAGCAGCAGCAGCAGCAGGCGGCCGUGCAGGUUCCAGGAGGAAACCCACGACUCAACCAGCUCUGUGCCCGGUGGCAGCAGGUCUGGCUGCUGGCGCUCGACCGCCAGCGCAAACUCAACGAUGCCCUGGACCGACUGGAGGAGCUCAAGGAGUUUGCCAACUUCGACUUUGACGUGUGGAGGAAGAAGUACAUGCGCUGGAUGAACCACAAGAAGUCCCGCGUCAUGGAUUUCUUCCGACGCAUCGACAAGGACCAGGAUGGAAAGAUCACGCGUCAGGAGUUCAUCGACGGGAUCCUGGCCUCCAAGUUUCCCACCAGCAGACUGGAGAUGACCGCGGUGGCCGACAUCUUUGACCGAGACGGAGACGGUUACAUCGACUACUACGAGUUUGUCGCGGCUCUUCAUCCCAACAAGGACGCGUACCGACCGACCACCGACGCCGACAAGAUCGAGGACGAGGUGACUCGUCAGGUGGCUCAGUGUAAAUGUGCCAAGAGGUUCCAGGUGGAGCAGAUCGGAGAAAACAAAUACCGGUUCUUCCUCGGAAACCAGUUCGGCGACUCUCAGCAGCUGCGUCUGGUUCGGAUCCUGCGCAGCACGGUGAUGGUGCGAGUCGGAGGCGGGUGGAUGGCUCUGGACGAGUUCCUGGUUAAAAAUGAUCCAUGCAGAGUGCAACAUCCAGGACUUAAGAUUCUCCGCUCCGACUCCAGUAGCUCCAUCUCAUCUCGUAUAGUGACAGUCACUCCCGGCUAUUUCUGCUGCCGAGCUCGUGGGCGAACCAACCUGGAGCUGAGGGAGAAGUUCAUCCUUCCUGAGGGAGCGUCCGUGGGCCUCGCCGCCUUCCGCUCCCGGGGACGCCGCUCGAAGCCGGGCUCCAGGAACGCCUCCCCCACUCGCUCCUCCUCCUCCGCCUCCCACAGCGGCGCCUCCCUCCCCUCGGCCCCCUCCACGCCGGCCACGCCCACAACCUCGGCCUCGUCCAGGUCCUCCCAUACUCACUCUCGUGACUAUGCUAAGCCCUGGCUGGCUCACAGUAAAACUCCAACGUCAACCAAGUGCCACUGCUGCCCAGAUCUGGGUCUGGGUCUCACCACGCCCGGGCACGAGGGGGCGGCGUCGGGAUCCAAACUGAAGCGUCCGACUUUCCACUCGAGCCGCGGGUCGUUGACCGGGGAGAACGGAGGAACGACACCGGGAAGCAAACCAACACGAACCGACCCGAAGCGAGGCGCCAGUGGUCCGACCAGCCGCGCCGGCAGCCGGGCGGGAAGCAGAGCGAGCAGCCGGCGUGGCAGCGACGCCUCGGACGCCUCGGAGCUCCAGGACGCUCGCUCCGUGGGCUCGGACACCUCCGACACGCCGCGGCGACCGGGCAGCGGCGCCAAACCCUCCAAGAUCCCGACCAUCUCCAAGAAGACGCCCAGCCCCAAGACCCUGGGCUCCGCAAAGAAAUAAGAGCCGGGACGAGAGAAACCGGAUCCCACCUCCGUCACGGAGGGUGGGCCGCUGUCAUCGGCCAUCUUGGGUUCACCCGCUGCUCCACCUCCACCCGUGGGACUUGUACUGAAUCUCUGCACUUUGACAUCAGGGGGAAGGAGGAGACGGAUGAGACGUUCUUCUCGUUCUUUCCCCGUUUCUAGAAAAAUGUCUGAAAAUAAGAACCAAGAGGAAAAAGGUUCUGGUCUGACGUCUCAGUCCAGAGUCUGUGGGGGGGGGGGCGAAGCCGACUCCUCCCCUUUAAGAAGCGACUCCAGUUUGCCUUCCAGUCUCCUGCUUCCUCUUCCACGAGUUCCCCCCCCCCGGCGUGGAACCGAACACCGGCUGAUGAGACGUGAUGCUGCCUUACUUUCACACAGAGAGUCUUCAAACUGCUUUACACCACACUGACACACAGACACGCACAUGGUAACUCAGAGGGCGGGGCCGGGGGCGGGGCUCACCACCGCCACCACCAGCGCCGCCACCGCCACGGCUACGAAAACAAAGAGGAGCUCGAAUGUCCUUCAGGAAAAAAAGAGAAGAAUUGUGGGUUAUUAUUUUGGCUUGUGGGCCAGAUGUCUCAACGAUGAGUUAAAAAAGAAAAUAUGCAACGGCCGCCCGGCGCUUCCUCUGGCGAGAGAAAGCGUCACCUCAGCAGAUGGGCGCCCGCCACAUGUGGCGAGCUCAGGAGGCGUGAAACACACACCGGCCGACCUCAGGCCCGGGGGGGCGGCGGCGGCGGCGGUGCUGCAGCCGAGGACAAACACUCGCACACUCACACACCGCAGAGCUGACUCCUCCCCACCGCUGGAACGCUAGGAUCCGACCCGUGUCGGGGGGCGUGGUCAGUCGCUCGCCAACGCAUCGAUCCGACGCAACAACGUGACAAACUGGCAAUAGAAGGACUGUUUCCAUGGAGACAAACUCAUCUCACAGCGCUGAGCACAUCAGUGUUAACCCGUGUUCACGGACUUCAACUACCAGCAUGCACUAGUCGUCUCUUCCUCUGCAGUUCUACCUUAAUGUCCACACUGCGUUGCCCUUAGCAACCCAGCAGCACACACACACACACACACGUUAAGGGAUGUGCGUCACGUGUGUCUUUGUUACGAGAGGUCGUUGACUUGUCACUGAAUGCAAACAUUUUAAUUUGCGAAUGUGGAUUUUUGCUUCUGUUUGUGUUUCUGGUUAAUUUAUAAUCCAGUUGUACUUUUUGUUUUUCUAGCUUGAAAGAAGAAUCUAUUUAUUUUUCAGUUUCAUGUCAUAUCGGCGUCGGCGGAGACGAAACGCGCCGGUGAAAGAGUUUAUGAUUUUUGUACCGAGGAACGUGUGUCGUGACUCCGCCCUCUGGUCCCUGACGCCUUGUUUGUUCUUUUUACUCGUUUCGCUAACGACGAUAAUUCCCAGAACUCGACCAAAGGGGUUUUCCCUUCAUGUGGAGACACGCCCACAGAUAUGAGUGACAGGAGUCCUGGGCCGAGCGGACCAAUGAGAGCGGGUCCUCCUCCCUCACGUCCCGCCCCCAGCGGCUCUUCUUCUUCUUCUAGGCUUUUUUCAAAUGUCCCGUGGCCAGCGGGUCGAGGAUGAAGAUUAGAAAAACUAAUGAAAUUACAGAAAGA
Messenger RNA from Limanda limanda (common dab), 24469 nucleotides. It is a transcript of the gene macf1a, whose product is annotated as microtubule actin crosslinking factor 1a. Gene Ontology annotation, molecular function: microtubule binding; cadherin binding; calcium ion binding. NCBI's taxonomy places the organism in Eukaryota, Metazoa, Chordata, Actinopteri, Pleuronectiformes, Pleuronectidae. Gene Ontology annotation, biological process: wound healing; intermediate filament bundle assembly; regulation of focal adhesion assembly. Gene Ontology annotation, cellular component: actin cytoskeleton; membrane; microtubule. The record is from RefSeq and is a predicted model, not a curated record. The transcript has 106 exons. Bases 69 to 22826 code for a protein of 7585 amino acids.